Messenger RNA from Periophthalmus magnuspinnatus, 3026 nucleotides. It is a transcript of the gene cdk5rap1, whose product is annotated as CDK5 regulatory subunit associated protein 1. NCBI's taxonomy places the organism in Eukaryota, Metazoa, Chordata, Actinopteri, Gobiiformes, Gobiidae. The transcript is spliced from 13 exons. Gene Ontology annotation, cellular component: cytosol; mitochondrion. Gene Ontology annotation, molecular function: 4 iron, 4 sulfur cluster binding; tRNA-2-methylthio-N(6)-dimethylallyladenosine(37) synthase activity. Bases 184 to 1902 code for a protein of 572 amino acids. Gene Ontology annotation, biological process: tRNA modification; negative regulation of cyclin-dependent protein serine/threonine kinase activity. The record is from RefSeq and is a predicted model, not a curated record.
GACGUCACAUCCGCGAUGUGCCAAAAACGUGCGCGUGACAUGAGUGACUUUCAAAACACACAGAGGGAAUAGUCAAUAGUGCGUAAAGAGUUAACGUGUAAUCUGAAUUAACAUUUGUAUCCACGCAGCUAUGAAACAAUACGUGUAAUAGAAGGAUUGAGAGUUGGCAGAAUAUCUUUUAAAAUGGCUAAACUCCGAGCUUUUAUUCAUUACGCACAAACCAGACUGUGCUCCUCCACGGCAGUCUCCAGUGCACAGAGAAGAAUGACUGUACAUCAGCUGAGAGAUGAAUUGUCAAAAGGGCCAAGAUUUCCUGAUUUCAUUCAAGAAGUCUCACCUCCCAAACCUAGUCCUGCUCGUAAUGGAGAGCUCCAGGACGACACCAGUUAUCUGACUGACAUGAACACGGGACACUCAAGGAAAGUGUACUUUGAAACGUAUGGCUGCCAAAUGAAUGUGAACGACACAGACAUCGCAAUGUCUAUAUUACAAUCGAAUGGUUAUCAACGAACUAAGAACCUCAACCAGGCAGAUGUCGUUCUACUGGUGACCUGCUCCAUCAGGGAAAAAGCUGAGCAAACCAUAUGGAAUAGACUUCAACAGCUCAAAGCCAUGAAGAAGAAACGCUUAAAGAGCCAUGUGCCCUUGAAAAUUGGUAUUUUAGGUUGUAUGGCUGAGAGACUGAAGACAGAGCUCCUGGAACGAGAGAAGUUGGUAGACCUUCUAGCCGGUCCAGAUGCUUACCGGGACCUCCCUCGCCUCCUUACUGUGGCAGAGGGGGGUCAGCAGGCCAGUAAUGUGCUGCUUUCACUGGAGGAGACAUAUGCUGAUAUUAUGCCUGUCCAGCAUGCACCUCAGGGUUACAGCGCAUUUGUUUCGAUAAUGCGAGGAUGUGACAAUAUGUGUAGCUACUGCAUUGUGCCUUUCACUCGGGGCAGAGAGCGGAGUCGACCUAUCGACUCAAUUCUGGAAGAAGUCCGCUUAUUGUCAGAUCAGGGUGUGAAAGAAGUCACACUGCUUGGUCAGAAUGUGAACAGCUACAGAGAUACUUCAGAGGAACAGUUCUGUGGAUCAGAUACGACCAGGCUCAGUCGGGGCUUCAGCACCGUUUACAAAGCCAAAAAAGGAGGCCUGCGCUUCUCUGACCUCUUGGACCGAGUGUCACGCAUCGAUCCUGAAAUGCGAAUCCGAUUCACCUCUCCUCAUCCUAAAGAUUUCCCUGAUGAGGUUUUACAAUUGAUUGCAGAAAGAAAAAACAUCUGUAAGCAGCUUCAUCUUCCAGCUCAGAGUGGGAGUAACAAAAUCCUCCAAGCAAUGCGUCGUGGUUACACACAAGAGGCCUACCUUGAGCUUGUGGGCAACAUCAAGAGGGUCAUUCCUGGGGUGAGUCUAAGCAGUGACUUCAUCUCGGGCUUCUGUGGAGAGACAGAGGAGGACCACCAGCAGACCCUGUCCCUGAUCAGAGCUGUGGGCUACAACAUUGGGUUUCUCUUUGCGUAUUGUAUGAGAAAGAAAACCCACGCUUACCACCGUCUAGAAGACAAUGUCCCACCUGAGGUGAAGCAGCGUAGAUUGGCAGAGUGCAUUGAUGUGUUUAGAGAAGAGGCUGCUAGGAUCAAUGCUUCUCUCAUCGGGUCCACCCAGCUUGUCCUGGUGGAGGGGGAAAGUAAAAGGUCUGUGGCAGAUUUUUGUGGAAGAACGGAUGGCAACAUGAAGGUGAUUUUCCCUAAAGAUGAUGUUCCUGCUACAGGAGUCAAUGCACCCAUCAAAGCUGGAGACUAUGUGCUUGUCACGAUCCUAUCAGCUACCUCCCAGACUCUAAGAGGUCGAGGCCACAGCCUCAGCUCCCUGAGCGGCUCUUUAGAGCAGUGCCUUUCAUCAAACAUGCACACACAUUCUUAAAUGUUGUUAUAACAAAACUGUAUUUAUUUCUUAAAAGUCGUAAUUGUGAAUUCUCCAGAGAAUAAAACCUAAAGUACUUAUCUCCAAAUCCUAAUGACUGAUUUGAUAAGGUAUACUGCCUUUUAUUAAGUGUUUUUUUUCCAUGUGCUGAUCUACUUGUUCAGUGCAUUGGCACAACUGCUUGGAGAACAAAAUUAGUUUUGAGUGAAGUCAGCAGCUGAACGUGAUGGAAUGUGCCCAGGUUAAGCAUUUUGACCUUGAAAAUGGCUAUCUCUGCCCUGAAGAUGGCAAUAUGUUGCACACUUUUGUGAUUUACAUAUACAACAUCUUCAUCUUUUUAUUACUUAAACACACAUCAAUUAAAAAUGUAAUUUUGGAAGCUAAAACACUGAGAUGAAGACUGCUGUCUUUGUCAAACAGUAUUUGUUAUAGCAGAGGAUUGGAGCUGUGCUACAAUUUUGGAGUUUUAGUGCUUGCCUGUGAUGGAGAAAAAUUGCCUGACCAGCCAAGACUACAACUUUUUCCUUCAAAAUAGAAGGUACUGACUUCCCGCAGGCAUAGAUUGAACCUAAUCCAGAGGUGUAUGUUUAGUUAGAAGUGGAAAGUGGUAUAUAAACCUCUUUAAAGACGACGUGGUCCUAAGCCUUGCCAACACAUCUUACAUAUAUAUGUCUGCCUGCACUAAUAUGUGUUUUAUAAGACACACCAAGGGCAGAGGUAUUGAGGUCGCUCCGACAGUCAGGUAAUGGGCAGCACAGAUGGCCUAUAGCACCCUGUGGGUGCAGACAGACCACAAGGACAUUCUUCAUUUAUGUAUAGACUCACUGCAGUCCUGAUGUGAAUGCAAGCUCAUGAGUCUAUUGUCACGUCAUGUCUUAGUAGAUGUACUUGUAUUACAACACAAGAAAGUAAUAUAUUCAAUUAUAAAUAAUAAUGACCUGCCCUGCCUUCUGUCUACAUUUUGGGACUGUCUUUGAUUCUCUUCCUGCUGUCUGUUAUUCUAGUGUUUUGGGGAUUCUUCCUGCCAAUCACUCCUUUUCACCCUGUUUUGGUGACCUUGUAGCGGUUGUUACAUUGCUGGCCCAGCGGUAUGUCCUGAUGCUUGGCAUUUAAAACACUUUUAC